Messenger RNA from Candidula unifasciata, 1485 nucleotides. The record is from the annotation of a GenBank genome assembly. Lineage: Eukaryota; Metazoa; Mollusca; Gastropoda; Stylommatophora; Geomitridae.
AUGUUCAACAGCACAUACAUGUUAGACAACAAAUCUUUUGACCGGAUGAAGGAGAGUCAGGCGGAUAUGGAAAAUGACAGAGACAAGGAUGCCACGCUACCAGACAUCAAUGAAAGGCUUGGUUAUCUCCGACCUUCAAGAGAACUUUUAGAAUUUUACCGCAAAAAAAUUGCUGAAUAUGAUGAUGAACAUGACCAGCUAGUGUGUAAGCUGGAAGAAUAUAAAGUUACAUAUGAAGAGCAGCAUACACUGCAGUGGGAACUUCGCCAGAGAGAGGAGGAAAUUGUGGAGCUCCAGAAAGCUUUGAGUGACAUGCAAGUGUAUCUGUUUCAAGAACGGGAGCAUGUACUAAGACUUUAUGCUGAAAAUGACAGACUAAAAAUUAGAGAAUUAGAAGACAAGAAAAAGAUUCAAAAACUGCUGGCAUUAGGAGGUUCUACAGGUGGCGAAGUGACCUACUUCUUCAAGGAGCCUCCGGCCAAAGCAAUCGUUGAGCAGAAGUUCAAGCAGCGACCUAAUUCAGCUAAUGUAAAUAAUAGUGCCGUGCCCAUUUCCAUCACUUCAAAUGUUAAAGGAAAGAAAACUCCAGCCACAGAGAAAAGGUCACCACUCACUGAACUACCAGAAGAAAGAUAUGCCAAUGAAAAUGAGAUGCUUACAUUACAGGUGAAAUCUCUUCAGUCGCAACUAGCAGAACAGACCAAAUUAGCCAAAGAUCAGUUGGAGGCUCUGUUAGAGGACAGGCGAGUCAAGGAGGAAGAGUAUGAAACCAGAAGACUAAGGGAUGAAGAGAAGAUCCGAACUCUGACAGAAAAGCUGCACAAGACCCAGGAUCUCCUUUAUGACAGCACUAAAGACUUCUUGGAACUGCGGUUUGAAGGCAGGGCCAUGGAACGAGCCUGGAUGGCUGAGAAAGACCGACUGCUGCGGGAGAUGGAUGUGGUCAAACAGCAAGCUUGUGCCCGGAUGAAAGAAGCUGUUGUUAACACAUCAGUUGGAGGACACUCGGACAGGGUCGAUCCUGAGGAAGUGAAGAGUCUAGAGUUUCAUCUGAAUCAGAGCAACAAGCUGGCAGAUAAUUACAGAGAGCAGGUCAUCCAACUGGAGGAUGAGUUGUCUCGGUUGAGAGAAGAAGGAGAUGUUACUAGGGAAGUGUUCCAGGAUCGCAGCGAAAGGAUGGCAAGCCGACUGAAACUGAUGAAUGCACGCUAUCAGGAUUUGGAAAGGAGGAGAACCCUAGAAGUUGAAGGAUUCAAGAAUGACAUCAAGAACUUGAGAGCUCGGCUCAAAGAUGUUGAAAAACAGUUAUACAAGGUCACCCUGGGACUCACAGACGAUAUGGAUUUCAAAAGACCUGAUGACCUUGACAUGCAGGUCCUGGCCAAUGUGCGGAGAACAGCGGGAAGAUCAAAGAAAUUAGUUGGGGAGUUAAAACAUCUGAAGACAAAGAUCUACAGUUUAGAAAAUGAUCUCAGACAUUUAUAA